This is a messenger RNA of Penicillium chermesinum, 1650 nucleotides long. RefSeq names its product MFS transporter. The transcript has 2 exons. The record is from RefSeq and is a predicted model, not a curated record. The coding region runs from base 1 to 1650 and encodes 549 amino acids. Lineage: Eukaryota; Fungi; Ascomycota; Eurotiomycetes; Eurotiales; Aspergillaceae. Gene Ontology annotation, molecular function: transmembrane transporter activity. Gene Ontology annotation, biological process: transmembrane transport.
AUGUCGGGCGAAAAGUCCCGUGACGGCGAGCAGAUCGAGCCACCUGCGACUCGCACGAAAAUCCCCUACUGGAGACUCAUCAUCGACCAGGGUGUUGUUACCCCAGAAAUCAUCAACUAUCCGUACUCCGGCUCCGGAACGGAAGAUGAUCCAUACUCAGUAUCAUGGAUCCCGGAUGACCCUCGUAACCCCAUGCUUUUCAGCGAGGUCGAGAAAUGGACCUAUACAAUGCUGGUCGCAUUUGCGACGCUGGCUGUUUCGCUAGUCUCUUCUGCAUAUACAGGUGGUGUUCUGGAGAUUGAGCAGGAUUUCGGGAUCGGAAAUGAAGUGGCCACCCUCGGUGUGUCAUUGUUCGUCUUGGGUUUCGCUAUCGGUCCCCUUCUCUGGGCUCCUCUGAGUGAGCUGUUCGGUCGCCAGCUCCUUUUUACCACCACCUAUGCUGGUCUGACCGCGUUUAACGCUGGUGCCGCCGGUGCGCAAAACUCCUGGACCCUGAUCAUUCUCCGUUUCUUCGCUGGCGCCAUCGGGUCUUCGCCUCUGACCAAUGCCGGUGGUGUGAUUGCCGAUAUGUUCCCCGCAAAGCAGCGUGGUGUGGCUAUGAGUAUGUUCGCCGCUGCGCCUUUCCUGGGCCCUGUCAUAGGUCCCAUUAUUGGUGGAUUUCUGGGGAUGAACGCUGGUUGGCGGUGGGUCAUGGGAUUCCUCGCUGCCUUCUCAGGCGCCGUGUGGAUCAUGGGUAGCGUGUUGAUUCCAGAGACCUAUGGGCCCGUACUUCUUCGCCGCCGUGCGGCGAGGCUGUCGAAGCUCUCUGGAAAGGUCUACCGGAGCAAGACGGACAUUGAGCAGGGUAGAGUUGCCCUUGGAGAAGCAUUCAAGAUCGCUCUAUCGCGCCCUUGGAUUCUUCUUUUACGUGAGCCCAUCGUCUUCCUGCUGUCUCUUUACAUGGCUAUCAUUUACGGUACACUGUAUAUGCUGUUCGCUGCAUUCCCAAUCGUCUACGAGGAGCACCGGCACUGGAACCAGGGUGUUUCCGGUCUGGCUUUCCUCGGAAUCAUGGUUGGUAUGCUUCUUUCUGUGGCCUACUCUCUGUGGGACAACAAGCGUUAUAUUAAGACCGAAGAGGCCCACGGAGGUUUCGCGCCUCCAGAGGCUCGUCUACCUCCCACCAUGCUUGCGUGCACCGCGAUUCCUAUUGGCCUUUUCUGGUUCGCGUGGACGAACUACCCUUCGAUCCAUUGGAUGGCCAGUAUCGCGGCUGGUGUUCCCUUUGGUUUCGGAAUGGUCCUGGUGUUCCUUGGCAUUAUGAACUACCUCAUUGACGCAUAUACCAUCUUUGCCGCAUCUGUCCUGGCCGCCAACUCUGUCCUGCGUUCUCUCUUCGGUGCCGCUUUCCCUCUGUUCACCACCUACAUGUACAACAACCUGGGAAUUCACUGGGCGUCCAGCAUCCCCGCGUUCCUGGCUCUUGCCUGCGUGCCGUUCCCCUUCUUGUUCUACAAGUACGGCCCUGCGAUCCGUGUGCGCUGCAAGUUCGCGGCCCAGUCUGACCAAUUCAUGCGUUCGAUGAUGGAGGGCAUGAAGUCUGCCCCGGCUAAAGAAGAGGAGACCGAAACCUUCGAUCGCACGGAAGGCCCCCGCACCAGCACAGGAUGA